GCAAUAAAUCGUGUGAGAACUCAAUCAUCUUUUUAAACACACAUAUAUUCUUGAACAACUUCUACGGCCAAGUCCCUCGAUAUGAACCCGUCCAUCAUUUCCAUGCCAUUAUGAAUCCAGAUUCUGUGCCAUCCUCAUCACCAGGGUUUGGGACUCCUGUUCAUCCCUUGCGGUCAAACAAACUCACUCCUAUUCCGACAAGAACGUCUGUACUGCCCAUCUUACUCCCCCCCGCCACACUCCGACCUAUCGCAUUUCGUACCUUUACUAGGAAACAUAAUUUGACGCUAUCUUCUUCUGCUCUCCAAUCUUUAGCUGGUUUUGUGGGUAAGCACUGCGGCUCAGGAUGGCGCGAAGAAGGUCUCGCGGAGCGCGUGCUCGAUGAAGUCGCGAAGAGUUGGAAGAAGGCCGGAGGUGGCGUUAUCAUCGAGGAGGGCAGAGGAGCUUCUCUGAAAGCUAUUCUUGAGACAUUGGAGGGAAACAUGAGCGGUGGCAGGUUGAUUGAUUCGAAAUCUGCGUCAAAAGAAGGAUCUACGCGAACUACAAGCGCUGGCGGGAUGCUCAGCUUACAGCCUUCCAUGUCGAUGAUGACGACGAUUGAUGACCAAGAAUCGAACAAGUCAGAUGAUACAGUAAUACACCCUAGGCAUUGGAUUAAAGUGAUUGGGGCAUUUGACACUCCGAGACUGGCCUACAAUGCGGAGAAAAAGAACUUUGAAGUCACGAAAAUCAAACCCUCUCUAUUUCCAGAACCUUCGCACAAGACCGCGUUAUUUAGAGAUCGAUAUAACCUUGUUCAUCAGCGUCUGCUGCGAAAUGAGUUAUUCCAAGUGCCUUUAGCGUCUGCUUCUAUGCCUACUUUGCAGCGAUCUUCAUCUACAUUUGCAAGAUCCCAGUGCUACAAGCUUACGCCUGUUGCGAACCUACUUGGAAGAAGUGGUACAUCUCAUUUGUUACUCGGUCUACUUUCUAUAUCCCCUACGGGCGAGCUAUCUCUUACCGAUUUGACGGGAAGUAUUGUCUUAGACCUGAGUCACGCUCGUCUCAUCCCUAAGGGUGGCGCCUGGCUUACGCCGGGCAUGUUUGUACUCGUCGAUGGCAUUUACGAGGAGGAGGAGAAUGUCAGGGGCUCCACGCUAGGCGGCAACAGCGGGAUUGGAGGUGCGAUAGGAGGUAAGUUCGUUGGAGUGACAAUUUGUGGUCCUCCUUGUGAACGCCGAGAAACUUCGCUUGGAAUGAGUAUCCACGGUAAAAACGAGGAUAUCAGCUCUAGUGGCGGCUUUGGCUGGGUGGACUUCACUGGAGUAGGGAGUGAGCGUGCUCAAGGUUCUCGAAUGAGACGAAUUCAGACAAGGUGUCUGCACGAGGCUCACGAUGGUAAUCAGUUGAAUCGCCGUUUCAAGAUUGUCAUCAUGGGUGAAGUUAAUCUUGACAAUAUGAAGACGAUGGACGCUCUGAGGAAAGUCUUUAGUCUAUACAACGAUUCGGCUGUGCAGGAGCGUCCUUUGUUGUUCGUCUUGGUUGGGAAUUUUGUUCAGAAAGCAAUAAUUAAUGGCGGUGGUCAGGGCGGGAGCAUCGAGUACAAGGAAUGUUUCGACAUGCUUGCAUUGGUGUUGUCCGAUUUCCCUUCGUUGCUACAGCGGUCUACGUUCAUCUUUGUGCCUGGAGACAAUGAUCCCUGGUCUUCGAGCUUCUCAGCGGGUGCUUCAUCUACGAUACCACGCUAUGCAAUCCCAAACUUAUUUACUUCCAGAGUGAAACGUGCAUUUGCAUCGGCAAAUUCUCAAAUGGACCGAAAUCAAUUGUCAGAGCCUCCCGGGGAGGCUAUUUGGACUACCAACCCUUCACGCAUUUCUCUGUUCGGCCCGGUCCACGACAUUGCUAUACUUCGGGAUGAUAUUUCCAGUCGUUUGAGACGCAAUGCAGUGACUGUCGGUCAUAAUACUGCGGAUAUGGGAGGUGAUUUGAGCAGCGCUGUUGAACCAGAAGAUCAAAUUCAUGCUGGAGACCAACAAGGAGCUGGUAUCUCCAACCAAACUUCACCAGUCACUCUCUCGGCCCGAAAAUUGAUCAAGUCAGUACUGGAUCAAGGCACCAUGUCUCCUUUCCCUCAAUCUGUACGCCCUAUACUAUGGGACUAUGCAUCCUCUUUACAGCUUUAUCCUCUACCGACUGCUUUUAUUCUUGCCGACCCCGAGAUUGCACCUUUCUGCUUGACGUAUGAAGGUUGCCAUGUGAUGAACCCUGCAAGGUUCAUACCCGAAGGCGGCUUAUCCACUAUGACAACUGAAGAGAAUGCCGAACGGUGUGUAGAAGCUGCAGUGGACGUUUACAAAGCGUAG
Messenger RNA from Aspergillus nidulans FGSC A4, 2342 nucleotides. RefSeq names its product DNA polymerase epsilon noncatalytic subunit. The record is from RefSeq and is a predicted model, not a curated record. Lineage: Eukaryota; Fungi; Ascomycota; Eurotiomycetes; Eurotiales; Aspergillaceae. Gene Ontology annotation, molecular function: DNA binding. Gene Ontology annotation, cellular component: epsilon DNA polymerase complex; nucleus. Gene Ontology annotation, biological process: DNA replication; DNA-templated DNA replication. The transcript has 3 exons. Bases 111 to 2342 code for a protein of 743 amino acids.